Messenger RNA from Physella acuta, 870 nucleotides. Its product is annotated as tetraspanin-9-like. Lineage: Eukaryota; Metazoa; Mollusca; Gastropoda; Physidae. The record is from RefSeq and is a predicted model, not a curated record. Gene Ontology annotation, cellular component: membrane.
GCUUGGAGAGCGAGACCAAUUAAUUAUGUGUUGUCGUGCAACUGUUGGAGCCAGGCUCGGGCUCAUGUUGACCAAUCUGCUUUUGAUGCUGGUGGCGCUGGCGUGUGUAGGGUGUGGGGUGGUUCUCAUCCUGGGGCGCGCCCUGUACGGCAGUCAGCUGGGGUGGCUGCAAGACGAGCUGAGGAGUUUCAACACCAAACUGGACGUGAGUCAGCUUGACGUCACCUUCGUCACACUUCCUCUUGGCGCGGCACUCAUUACAGUCGGGUUCCUAAUCGCUGUCGUCUGCAUCUUGGGGAUUAUCGCAGCUUCCGGUCACUUCUAUAAACUGACCUUGGUGUACCUGGUCGUGCUGUCCUGUCUGUUCUUCGCGGAGAGUGUCGUGGUCAUCUGCUCCUAUAUCGACCGGACGCCGUUCGACAGCACGGUCAAGGUCUACAUGAAGUCGUCGUUGUCCGGGUACAAAGGUGACUCCGGCGCAGACAGUACCAGCCUGGGGUGGAAUGCUGUCAUGUUGCACCUCAAGUGCUGCGGGGUGGACAGCUAUGCUGACUUUACCAGCUGGAGUAAGACUACAGCUAAUCAGGUUAUACCAGGUGCAUGUUGUGUCAAGCCAUUCAAGGGCGACCCCUGCAGCGAGAAAUCACAGUAUAAUCAACCUAACAUGACGUAUUACGACAGGGGCUGUUACAACCUAGUCUGGGACUACGUCACCUCCAACACAGGGCUCAUCAUCUUCGACGUCUUCUUCAUCGUCGUUCUCCAGUUCCUCAACAUCUUCUUCACUGUCUGGAUCAUCUGCCAGUUCAAGAGCCGGGGUUUUACCAGGGUCGGGGUCUACAGAAACAUGUACUAGCUGAAGGUAUCAGG